GCGUCGCAUCCAUCGCCACUUCGUGUUUCUAUCUAACGAUAUGUAGUUAAAUAGCAUUAUUAAACUUAUUUCUUGGGAAGUAAAGAAACAGUGAAUGUUUCAGGUCGUACAACUGAAGAUACUUUGGUGUUUUUGACCGAAAUAUGAUGGAGGACUUCUCUGGGCUGGCGCUGCCUCCUCUUUUUGGAGGAGGUCAUAUUCUGGAGGCAGAACUGGAACCCGGAGGAGUGGAGCUCGGAUCUGGAGAGGUGGAGCUGGACACUGGAGGCAACGAGCUGAUUGACAACACCGCACAAGAAGAUGAAGAAAGAAGAGCUCUGGACAAAAGAAAAUAUCUGGCUCUGAACAGGAAAUGCAAAGAAAUUGAACAGGUGAACCAGAAGAUCCUUGGUCGGCUUCACUUAGUACAAAGAAUUACACGGCGUCUAAAGAAAGAAAGAUGGUUUCUUAUGAAAACUCUGGAUGCUCAUGGCGAUGAUUACAGAAACGCUCAACUAACUAUAUUGCUUGAGGAUGAGAGCGGUACUCAGUUAGACCCUGAUGUUGGAGCUGAGGAGGAAAAAUUUAACGGAGUGUCAACGGCAGAAAGUCAUGGAGCUGGACCAAGAAAGAAGAGGCACCGAAUUCAGCCGCAAGAGAAAGAUAAAGACCAACAAAUUGAACCAGAAAUAUCAGGAUUUGCAGAGGCACCGUUUGGAGAAAUGCCCAGCCCAGCUUCCCUGUCUCACUGAUCAGCUUCCUGGGAAUGACAACUACAACCAUGGCCAUUAUAAUAAUGAUGCGGGUCCAGUUAUCUCAAAUUUUGAGUCAAUAAUGUUACGCUUCAUUCAUUUGGGCUUUGCACUGUUAUAAAGAUGGAAACGAGUCUGAUUUCAGGUUAAUUGGAUACAGACAGAAAUAUGUUUUACAUAUGCUAUUUUUGUCCUUUAUACUAUAUUGUGAAAAUUGAUGGCAACAAAUAAUUAUGACUAGUGUAAAAAAAAGUAGAAAACAAAUAUAACAGUAGAGACUCCAAAUAAAUAUCAUUUGGUAUUAUUAUUGAUUUUUACAUUCAUCGUAGUGACGUUCUUCAUAUUUCUUUUGUGACGUUUUUUUGUAUUUAUUAAUAAAUGUUUUUAUUUGUA
Messenger RNA from Oryzias melastigma (Indian medaka), 1124 nucleotides. It is a transcript of the gene tfpt, whose product is annotated as TCF3 (E2A) fusion partner. Gene Ontology annotation, molecular function: DNA binding. Gene Ontology annotation, cellular component: Ino80 complex. Gene Ontology annotation, biological process: positive regulation of apoptotic process; apoptotic process; apoptotic signaling pathway. The transcript is spliced from 7 exons. The record is from RefSeq and is a predicted model, not a curated record. Bases 144 to 731 code for a protein of 195 amino acids. NCBI's taxonomy places the organism in Eukaryota, Metazoa, Chordata, Actinopteri, Beloniformes, Adrianichthyidae.